AUGAGCAGCGCCGGUUACACCUUGUGGACGACUGACCUGGGAGGCCAGACACCGUGCUUCAGUGUCCUCCAGGCAGCAAUGACACCCCCUCCCAUCACGAACACGGCAUCAUCCAAUGAGGCCAAGCCGACCGUUGUCGUCUCCGACGUCGUUUAUGCCAUAGGCUACCCCGUUCAAGAGUCCAUCAACAGCUUUCCUGCAGAGGCUAUCGCUGGUACUGUGGCGACCGUUCUUGGUCUGCUAGUUAUUGCAGGUCUCGCAUUGUUUUUGCACAAACGGAAGCAGAAGCGGGAGUUCCUCACCCUGGGAAACGAGCUGAACGACCUCUACGGUUCCAAACCAGUUUCGGUACCUGCAAAUACAUCGCGACCCGGAGUACAGGCCAGUGGAUCAAGCAGUUUCCAGGACGACAGGACCAUUGUCGAAGACGGGGCAUAUUCGCGCAAGUCGAAGGAAUCGAACCGGAGCCAGCCACAACGCUCGCCCUUUGACGGACACCAAUUCGUUGUCCCACCGGUCAACCUCCCCGAGCAGGAUGCCCUGAAGAAAACUUCAACCCAUGAACAGCAACCGAAGCAACAGGGCUCGAGCCCAGAGUUCAAGCUGCGAGUCCAAGAGCCCGACCAACAAGCCACCAAGCAUGAACAAGGACACUCGCACAUGAAUGCCAGCGAGCACGAUCUUCCCACUCCCUCGCCGUUCGAACUGGACAAGCCGCAGCUGCCUGCACUCUCACAGCAAGAGGCACUCAACGCAGACGACAUUGUCAACACGAGCAACUCCGCGGAUGACACGUUUACUUCCACUCACAACAGCUACCACUCCGGUUUUCUUCAAAGUCCGACUGUUGAAACGGCCCGUCCAGAACGUCUUUCACGUAUCUAUGGAAAGGCCCAACAGAUCAGUAUCAAAAGAAAAGCACCCAGCAACACGGACGACCUGAAAGAUGAUAGCAAGUCUUCGUCAGGAGAGGAAGGGAAGUGA
Sordaria macrospora k-hell is the source of this 984-nucleotide messenger RNA. The record is from RefSeq and is a predicted model, not a curated record. Lineage: Eukaryota; Fungi; Ascomycota; Sordariomycetes; Sordariales; Sordariaceae.